Zingiber officinale is the source of this 1207-nucleotide messenger RNA. RefSeq names its product heat stress transcription factor C-2a-like. Gene Ontology annotation, biological process: regulation of transcription by RNA polymerase II. The coding region runs from base 80 to 991 and encodes 303 amino acids. The record is from RefSeq and is a predicted model, not a curated record. Lineage: Eukaryota; Viridiplantae; Streptophyta; Magnoliopsida; Zingiberales; Zingiberaceae. Gene Ontology annotation, cellular component: nucleus. Gene Ontology annotation, molecular function: DNA-binding transcription factor activity; RNA polymerase II cis-regulatory region sequence-specific DNA binding. The transcript is spliced from 2 exons.
GGGCUGCUAGAAAACCCAAAUCUGAUCCGUGCGGUCACCAUAACUUUCCUUCCUCGGCCAUUUUUGUUUGAUUAAACUUAUGGAAGAUUACGGCGGCCGCAACACCCCUCGCCAUCACCACUGCCACGGUGGCGGCGGGGGAGGAAGGGGCGGCGGUGGCGGCGGGGGCUCGGUGGCGACUCCCUUCGUGCUGAAGACUUAUCGGAUGGUAGACGAUCCGUCGACCGACGCCGUCAUCAGGUGGGGCAGAGAUGACAACAGCUUCGUCGUCGCUGACCCUUUCGCCUUCUCGCAGACGCUUCUCCCCUCCCACUUCAAGCACAAUAACUUCUCCAGCUUUGUCCGCCAACUCAAUACUUAUGGGUUUCGGAAGGUGGAUCCCGACCGGUGGGAAUUCGCCCACGCGUCGUUCUUGCGGGGACAGACGCAUCUGCUGAGGUUUAUUGUUCGGAGGAGCAGCGGCGGUAGCGGGAAGAAGAAGAAAGAAGGGUGGGAGGAGGAGGUUGAGGUGGAGGUGCUGGAGGAGGAGGAGGAGAAGCUGGCGGCGGAGGUGGUGAUGCUGAAGCUAGAACAGAGGAGGAUCGAGGAGAGGGUGGAGGGUAUGUGGAGGAGGGUGCAGGAGACGGAGCGCCGGCCGAGGCAGAUGCUGGCGUUUCUGGUCAAGGUGGCCGGAGACCCGAAGCUGCUGGAUCACUUCGCCGGACCUGCGGCGGACGCCAUAGAGGACGGCGCGAAGCGAGCCAGGCUUCCAUCCAACAGCGACAACGAAGGGGACGACUUAGCUGGCUGUCGGAACCAGUUUGGCACUUGGGCAGGGAUCGAAAGCGGGAACGAAGCGCGUGACGCGUUCAUAGGGACGGCCAUGGAUCCAGUCGGGUUUUGCGGCGGAAGAGGGGGGUGGGAGGAGAAUGAGUUUGGAGGGUUGGUGGACAUUGUAGGCGGAGGACCAACAAGUUUUUCUCUCCCUUUUCCGGUGGAGAAUGGGUUUUAGCUUUUGCUAGUUGUUUCUGUCUCGCCGCUUCGUCUGGCUAAGCUCCUCUGUUUUUUUUUUUGUCUAAAGAAGUAUGCGAAUCAGUAAAGUUGUGCAGUUUCAUUUUGUUCUGCUCUGCUCUUUUUUUUCCCAUCCCCUGUAACUUCCUCAUCAGAAACACCAGUUCUGAGUGUUUCUUUGUAAGAUUAGAUAGCCUUUGUGAAUUUUUCUUGGUGA